Molecule: messenger RNA, 3093 nt
Organism: Ustilago hordei
Lineage: Eukaryota; Fungi; Basidiomycota; Ustilaginomycetes; Ustilaginales; Ustilaginaceae
Exons: 1
Coding region: 1-3093 (1030 amino acids)
Biological process (GO): cytoplasmic microtubule organization; meiotic cell cycle; spindle assembly
Cellular component (GO): gamma-tubulin small complex; centrosome; equatorial microtubule organizing center
Molecular function (GO): microtubule minus-end binding; gamma-tubulin binding
Source: RefSeq, a predicted model, not a curated record
AUGGCUUCAUCCUUGCAGAAACCGAUGGGCCAGGCAGGAUCUGCGGCGCCAGGCCAAGCCGUCGAUGAUGCCGACAUCGUGCAGGAAAUGUACAGGCUUCUUGGCAACCUCACCCGCAGCUUUGUUCCCGCCACCCGCAAGAAGCGAGAAGAAACAAAAGAGGAACGGAGAGCACGCAAGGAGCUCAAAGAUGCGCUCGACGACAUGGGCUACGACAUCAUUGAGCUCAAGGCCGAGUCCGCAACCUCCGCUCGCCGGCCCGACCAAAGCAUGGUUGUCGACUCGAUAAGACGCAAGGUUACAAGGCUGUCUGUAGACGGAGGCUACGAGUCUGCCAACCGCUUCGCCAACAUUCUCACAAGGCUCUCUGAUCCGCAAGGCUCAAAUCAGUUGCGGAACUUGCAUGGCAUGUUCGAACUGUUCGACGCGCUGGCCUUCACCGCGAGCGAUGCUGGUGCGGCUGCAACCCCCGCCUCGCGUGCAGUAUCCUCGAAUGCCAGCAGACGAGACGUGGAUCCGAGAGCAACGCCGUACACGAUCGCCGAUACACCCGCAACCAGUGCACCCACCACGGCACCCACCACUGCAGCGGGGCGACACGUUGAGCAACCGCACGCGAGCAGCCGGGCAGCAUCCACUCGUUCUCGCCCGGGCGCCGCCGAAACCUUACCAGCGAAGUCGUCUCAAGCGAUACCCGAGACGCGCUUGACAGGUAGUGCGCCCGCAGAUUCAAAGCAGCUCAUAACAAUUGCUGAUGUGCGAGACAACAACAAACCCAUACCUAAAGCGCAGCUGCUGCAGAAUCUAAGGCAGAAGCUAGGCAAAAAUCAGAUUUCCGAAGACGAGCUGUUGCAGGAUGUCGUCUACCUGAUGCAAGGCAUCAACGGUCGGCAUGUGCGAUUCCAAGAGGAGUACCAAUACGACACACCAGAAGUAGCUCAAGAAGAAGCAGCAGGACCAGCCAAGGUGGUCAGAGUGGUCUUCAAUGAAGGAGAGGCAGGGCUUAUCAAUGCUCCAACCAAGAGGAUCAUUCACCGACUUUCUGAGCUCGGCCAGCUCUACAAGCGAGUCUCAGAAUUCUCUCAACAGAGGAGCACGAUGCCGGCCUCGGGUCUUAUCAUGCAGAGCCUCUGUCAUUUCAUGUCCAAUGAAUUAUCUGGCUUCUACCGCCUCGUAGCCAGUCUCGAAGCGCAGAUGAGUUCCUUGGCGAAGAUCGGUAGAGGUGAUUUGGGCGGACGGGCGGCCCCUGCAGCUGAAUCGGAUGAAAGUGCUAAUGGUGCAGCGACAACGUACGUCACGCUCAAGCGACUCUCGCUGUGGACCGAGGAGAUGACCUUGCGCUUCCGGCUCAUGAGCACCAUCAUCGAAAGCUGCCAAGAUGCACACGGAGGCUCACUUGUUUCGCUGAUUCAUUCCUACACGUUCAAUGGCGAUCCUUUCAUCCGAAGAUUCACAUCUGGUCUCCUAGACGAGGUGUCGAAGCCGUUCUUUCAUUCGCUUUCGUUGUGGAUCUACGAAGGCGAGCUGCAGGAUCCCUUUCUGGAGUUCUUUGUCGAGCUCAAUGACGAUCCGCGCAAAGUUAGCAACGGCCGUGCCAACACGAGCGGUGCAGAUGGAGACAUGCCAAGCUUCUCUGAUCUGGACGGUGACGCCGCUUCUCUAUGGCAGAACAAGUUUGUCUUCCGCAAGGAGAUGUUGCCGAGCUUCCUGCAAGAAUCGUUUGGACGCAAGAUCUUCUCGACGGGAAAGAGUCUCAACUUCAUCCGACAGAGCUGCGGUGACGGCGACUGGGUAGCCACACGGCAUACUAUCUCGGGACCGGGUGCGGAGCUACGUUACACAGACUUGGCCGGCCUGGAAAGCACCAUCGAACGAGCAUUCACAAGCGCCAGCAAGAGAUUGCUAGACAUCUUCCUCGACGAAUUCAGACUACUGGAGCAUCUUCGAGCUCUCAAAGACUAUCUCAUGCUGGCACGUGGUGACUUUGUGGACCUUCUCAUGGCAUCUUUGGGACCAAGUCUGAGCCGACCGGCUAACUCGCUCUUCCGUCACAACCUGACUGCAUCGCUCGAAACGGCGAUCCGCGGAUCGAACGCGCAGCAUGAUGACCCGGAAAUCCUUCGAAGGCUAGAUGCACGCAUUCUCGAGUUCAGUACGGGCGACACAGGUUGGGACACAUUCACGCUCGAGUACAAGCUCGACUCUCCGGUCAAUACUGUGCUGGACAACCAAGCCAUGGUUGGAUACCAAACGAUCUUCACGCAUCUGUGGAAGAUCAAGCGGGUGGAGCUCGCGCUAAACUCGAGCUGGCUCCGAUUGCAUGAGACGGGAACUUCGCUGUGCAGGGUCAAACGAGGAACAGCGAGUGGGGUGCUGCCUGAACUGCGUCGCGAGUCGCAGAGAACCAUGCUGAUGCUUUCCGAGAUGAUCCAUUUCAUCCGACAGAUGCAAGGUUUCGCUCAGCUCGAGGUGAUCGAGUACUCUUGGAAUGACUUGCUCACCUUCUUCUCGAGACGCCAAGGCGACUUGGACGAAUUGAUUGAGAGUCACCGAGCGUAUCUGAACGCACUGAUCGGCAAGGUUUUGUUGCGCGGUGGUAAGAGAGGAUCACAGGACUACCUGGCGGGCGAGCUGAGGACGCAAUUCGACUCGAUUCUUGCGUUCACUGUUGCUGCAGACGACUUGACGCACUUCAGCACACGUGAGCUGGCGCGUUACGACAUGGAGCGAGGCGUUGUGACGACGCCUACGGAGCGGGGAGCGCGGUCACAACCAGUGUCAACGAGUGGAGCACCAGCUUCAUCAGCAUCGCUCGCGCCUAGUGAUCCAUCUGAGCUAGCACGGAUCGUGAAGCGGCUGGGAGAAGCAUCGAGCGCGUUCCAAGAGAGAAUGGUGUUGAUCGUCGGUGCGCUGGAGAAGCAUGCCAACCUGACGGUGCGCGAUCUUGCGGUCCGCUUGAACUUUAACGGACGAUACGAAGUGACAUCGCAUCGCUCUAGCAGCGCCGCGAACGCGUCAACAGCAAUGUCGAGCAGUGCUGUCAAAGAUAAGAAGAAGGAAGGACCAGCAAACAUAGUUGCAGCAGCGUCUUGA